AUAUACAAUGGCAUUACCACAUUUCGAUAUCAGCCUUCAGUAAUUUGUGGCUGAUAAUUAUGGAUAUAAAUUCACUGGAUAUAUUAGUUUCCAACACGACCGAAACAGGCACUACAACAAAUGGAACCAUACUGGAACCAAGACCUGUUAUCACACCAACGAUGAGAUUAAUACUGUCAGCAAUUACAACCAUACCUGUUCUCGUUAACAUCUUUUAUGUUGUCGUCUGCUUUACAACACUCAAAAAGAAAUUUCACAAUCUGUUGGUACUGAUGUUAUGUGUGGGUGACAGUAUCCUUUCAACAUCGCUGACAAUGUAUUCAUUAACAAAGAUGAUUGACUUGGUGAAGACUAACAUUAUCUGGUGUAUUGUCCAAACAUUUGGAGUUUGUUAUGGCCUGGUGUUUACAUAUACAAUUGUAUUUUGGAUAUGCUGUGAACGAUAUGUUGUAGUAAAGAAUUACAAUUUUGGAGCACAACGUUUCUUCGAAAGAUUUAAAUUGGUUAUCAUUGGUGGAUCCAUCGCGUUAGGGUUUUUAUUCACCAUUGAACUGGUUACGCUGGUUCCUAAGGCACAAACAAUCGAAUCUUGUACCGUACCAAAUUUAUACGGAAACCAUCUGAACUUUUUUAUUCAGUUCAUAGCUGGAGUAUUAACUUCAUUUAUGGCAGGAAUCCUUUUUCUAACCAUUAGAACAAGUAUGCUUAUUUGGAAAUAUUUUUUCAAACCAACAAAAACCGCUGUAAAUCAAAACGGUCAAGAAAGUAUUGAAAUGACGAUUACGGAAGAUGAUACGCCUUGUGAGUGUAAAAACUGUAGAAUUGAAAACAAUUACGUUUCAACUUCGGAAAACAAAGAGUGGACCACUGUAGGAUUGACGAGUAACGAAAUGUCCGAAGAGAUAACUAAAUCGUUUGAAAUGUCGAAUCGAAUCAGCGAGAUUGUAAAACAGUUGAGAAAAGAUCGUGAAGUAGAAAACGGUCAGCUCUUAAUCACACCAAAAAGUUUAGUACAGAAAACUCUGCGAAAGAUAAAGCCAAGUACAUGGGAGAAAAGGGCAUUUAUAACAACGAUCAUUAUAGCAGUAACCACGAUAUUUCUGACAGGUCCAUUCAUAUUUUCGUUUUGGUUAGACUUCUUCUAUGGAACGAGAUUUACAUCGCAGAAAACAAGACUACUUUUAUUUGUACCCUUAGUGUUGAACAGUAUAAUAAACCCUUUCAUCUAUGCUUGGCGUAUUCCAGAAAUUAAACAAAGAAUUAAGAAAAUAUUUACAUGUUGUAAACGAUAAAACUAAUAUUUUUUUUAUUGUUUUGAAAUGAACAAUGAUGUUAAACUAUUUAUUGCGUUCAGAAUUUGUUUAUAUGUUUGGUAAGGUAUAUCUCGUUAUUUAA
Messenger RNA from Mytilus trossulus (common blue mussel), 1395 nucleotides. RefSeq lists its product as uncharacterized. The record is from RefSeq and is a predicted model, not a curated record. The transcript has 2 exons. Gene Ontology annotation, cellular component: plasma membrane. Gene Ontology annotation, biological process: G protein-coupled receptor signaling pathway. Gene Ontology annotation, molecular function: G protein-coupled receptor activity. Bases 60 to 1292 code for a protein of 410 amino acids. Lineage: Eukaryota; Metazoa; Mollusca; Bivalvia; Mytilida; Mytilidae.